CUUCCUCUACCUCUCGGCGACGCUCGCGUCUCCAUUGGUCUGGCUCCCCUCACGGCGAAACCCUAGCUCUUGAGGGUUCUUAAUCGGCCGGAUUAAGUUUCUGUUGCGCCCCCUCCGCCGUUCUGAUUGAGACUUCAUGAUCGAAUCGAGCCACGACGUGAUUUGCGCUUGACAUGGACCAGUAUGAAAAGGUGGAGAAGAUCGGCGAAGGGACAUAUGGAGUGGUGUACAAGGCUCGGGACCGUCUAACUAAUGAGAUGAUUGCCCUCAAGAAGAUUCGGCUUGAGCGGGAAGAUUUGGGGGUCCCCGGCACCGCCAUCCGAGAGGUCUCACUUUUGAAGGAGAUGAAGCAUGACAACAUAGUCAGGUUGCAUGACGUAGUGCACAGUGAGAAAAGUAUAUACCUUGUUUUUGAGUAUAUGGACAUGGACUUGAAGAAGCACAUGGAUUCCCAUCCAGAAUUUUUUAAAGAUACAUGUUUAAUAAAAUCAUUUCUCUGCCAAAUUUUACGUGGUAUUGCAUACUGCCAUUCUCAUAGAGUUCUUCACCGUGAUUUGAAACCUCAGAACCUACUGAUUGAGAAGCGUACUAAUACCCUAAAGCUUGCAGACUUUGGGCUAGCAAGGGCAUUUGGUAUUCCUAUCCGAACAUUUACACAGGAGGUUGUGACCUUGUGGUAUAGGGCACCAGAAAUUCUCCUUGGGUGUCACCAGUACUCUACCCCUAUUGAUGUGUGGUCAGUAGGUUGUAUUUUUGCAGAAAUGGUGAACCAAAAACCACUGUUCCCUGGAGAGUCCGAGAUUGAUCAAUUGCGUACAAUUUUCAGAGUUUUAGGAACUCCAAAUGAAGAAACUUGGCCAGGAGUUACUUCAUUCCCUGACUUCAAAUCUUCUUUUACCAUAUGGCGUCGUCGGGAUCUGGCAACAGUGGUGCCUACGCUUGAACCAGCAGGAAUUGAUCUUCUCUCGAAAAUGCUCUGCUGGGAACCAGGCAAAAGAAUCCAUGCUCGUGAGGCUCUUCAACACGAGUAUCUAAAGGAUCUUGGAGCAGUCCCAUGACCGGAAUUUUCAGCCUAUCGUGUAUGACCUUCAGAAGCCGAAACCAUGAGGUCCAAACUCUCCGCUCUUAAUGUGUGAAAUGUUGUUUGCUUUGUACAGGGAUCGUAGUCUUCAUAGAAUAUGUUUGGAUCCGAAGCACAAUUUUAACUCGGAGUUUGUGCUUGAUUCUCUCGAAACACCAACUCUCAAACAGUUUUCAGUUUUCA
Molecule: messenger RNA, 1264 nt
Organism: Musa acuminata subsp. malaccensis (wild Malaysian banana)
Lineage: Eukaryota; Viridiplantae; Streptophyta; Magnoliopsida; Zingiberales; Musaceae
Product: cell division control protein 2 homolog
Biological process (GO): signal transduction; G1/S transition of mitotic cell cycle; regulation of G2/M transition of mitotic cell cycle
Cellular component (GO): cyclin-dependent protein kinase holoenzyme complex; nucleus; cytoplasm
Molecular function (GO): cyclin-dependent protein serine/threonine kinase activity; ATP binding; cyclin binding
Source: RefSeq, a predicted model, not a curated record